Molecule: messenger RNA, 735 nt
Organism: Penicillium antarcticum
Lineage: Eukaryota; Fungi; Ascomycota; Eurotiomycetes; Eurotiales; Aspergillaceae
Product: dolichyl-phosphate beta-D-mannosyltransferase
Exons: 2
Coding region: 1-735 (244 amino acids)
Biological process (GO): protein O-linked glycosylation via mannose; GPI anchor biosynthetic process
Cellular component (GO): endoplasmic reticulum membrane
Molecular function (GO): dolichyl-phosphate beta-D-mannosyltransferase activity
Source: RefSeq, a predicted model, not a curated record
AUGGGUGCGACUCACAAGUACUCGGUCAUUCUUCCCACCUACAAUGAGCGGAGAAACCUCCCUAUUAUCAUCUGGCUGAUCCAGAAGACCUUCAACGAGCACAAGUUGGAUUGGGAGGUCAUUGUCGUUGACGACGGAUCCCCUGACGGCACCCUCGAGAUUGCGCAGCAGCUCCAGAAGCUCUAUGGCAAAGAACACAUCAUCCUCAAGCCCCGCGCAGGCAAGCUCGGUCUGGGAACCGCCUACGUCCACGGCUUGAAGUUCUGCACCGGAAACUUCGUCGUCAUUAUGGACGCCGAUUUCAGCCACCACCCCAAAUUCAUCCCCGAGAUGAUCAAGAUCCAAAAGGCCACCGACGCCGACAUUGUAACCGGAACUAGAUACGCAAACCUCGGAGAUAUAAAGGGCGGUGUCUACGGCUGGGAUUUGUUCCGGAAGUUCACUUCGCGCACUGCCAACUUGAUCGCCGACGUCAUGUUGAUGCCCGGUGUUAGCGACUUGACUGGUAGCUUCCGCUUGUACAAGAAGCAGGUGCUUGAGAAGGUUAUCCUCAACACUGAGAGCAAGGGAUACAGUUUCCAGAUGGAAAUGAUGGUCCGUGCCAAGGCCAUGAACUACAAGGUUCGCGAGUGUCCGAUUACCUUUGUCGACCGUCUCUACGGUGAAAGCAAGCUGGGUGGAUCUGAGAUUGUUGAGUACCUCAAGGGUGUGAUGAACCUAUGGCUCAAGGUUUGA